GUAAAAGUACCUAACUUAGGAUUAGUGGUGCAACUGUUGGUCGGUCCAGCCGCAGUCGCAGUAUUGGUCCACUUGUCGCGUAGACGACUCCUACCGCUACCAACAAGAUGGCCUCCCAAGACCGUUUGGAUUUGCCUUGUGCUCUCUCACAUUUCGAAGCUACAAGCAUCACACUCCUACCCAUCCACCUCUAAUCACACCAGCCUCGACUGACCCAGCUCCUUUCAGUUUUCUUCCUACACAUUUGUUACAGUUGCCACCCUUCUCUCGACUCCAUUUUGACCUGCGUUCUUCAACCGCAGAGUCCCGCACUCGCCGUCUCCUCCUGCGCCCUUCCUAGAUGCACCAGUCUCAGGUGUCACCGUUGCCGCACAUGUCCACGGGCUUCUGCAGAUAAAUCACCUUCACCAUGUCGUCUUUUUUUGGGAAACGGAAGAGCCAGAAUGCCACCACUCUAGCAGUCGGUGCCAACCCCGCGAAAAAUCUCAAUGCGCCAGUCCCCACACCCCUCGAGCGUAUGCUCAUCAAUGCUGGUCCAAUCCGUAACGAUGGAAGUGACAAAUUCUUCGGCAUGGAAAAUUUUGGGAACACUUGGUCAGUGCUGAAUUGCAUCCUCCGACCUCAUUUCUAACCCCGAACAGUUAUUGCAAUUCGAUACUGCAGUGCCUCUAUUAUUCUGUUCCUUUUCGAGAAAGUGUCCUCGCAUAUCCUCGACGCUCCAAAGCCGAAUCCGUCGCCCAAGCCCAAGCUAACGCCCCAGAGAGGAUUCCUCCGAGUACCCAGUCCAAUGGCGCACCUAAAAAGCCUCCUGGCCCUAGUUCCUCACGAAGCGCUGGUACUCAACCCCAGCAGCCGAAGCCAGAAGACAAAGACUCUCCCGAAUACAAGAAAAAGCAAGCAUUGUUGGCUGGGCCCAUUUUAAACAUGAGCUACGAGAAUUCCGCAGAUUACGGCAUGCCCGAAACACUCUUUACCGCUUUGAAGGACAUCUUCGAAGCCGUUGUCCUUCAGCAAUCCAGGAGUGGCGUCAUCAGUCCAUCUCGCUUCCUCGAAACUCUGAGGAAGGACAACGAGAUGUUUCGUUCAGCGAUGCAUCAAGACGCCCAUGAAUUCCUCAACCUUUUACUCAACUCUGUCGUCGAAGAUAUAGAGGUACACGAUAAAACUGUCAAGGAACAAAAGAGCCUGGAGCCAGCUCCUCCGCCGGAAUCCGAAGAACCUUCAACGGACGCUCAGAAUGAGUCGGCCACCGUCUCUUUCCCUUCCAUCCUCCCGAUGCCCUCCACGACAUCACCCACCAAAUGGCUUCACGAGCUCUUCGAAGGUAAACUUACCUCCGAGACCAGGUGCCUAACCUGCGAGAAUGUCUCUCAGCGUGACGAACCUUUCCUCGACCUGUCGGUCGAUUUAGAACAGCACUCAUCCGUCACAGCAUGCUUGCGACGAUUCUCCGAAGAGGAAAUGCUUUGCGAGAGAAACAAGUUCCAUUGUGAUAAUUGCGGAGGUCUUCAGGAGGCCGAGAAAAGGAUGAAAAUCAAACGACUGCCCAAGAUCCUGGCCCUUCAUCUUAAACGAUUCAAGUACACGGAAGAUUUACAGCGUCUCCAAAAGCUGUUUCACACAGUGGUGUAUCCAUAUCACAUGAGACUGUUCAACACGACAGAUGAUGCCGAAGACCCCGAUCGACUGUAUGAGCUGUACGCCAUAGUCGUGCACAUUGGAGGCGGCCCGUACCACGGUCAUUAUGUUGCUGUCAUCAAGACACAAGAUCGAGGCUGGCUUCUUUUCGACGACGAGAUGGUCGAACCGGUUGACCGAAAUUUCGUCUUGAACUUCUUUGGCGACAAACCAGGUCUUGCCUGCGCAUAUGUCCUAUUCUACCAAGAGACCACUAUUGAAGCUAUCCGAAAAGAGCAGAUGAGUGAGGGCAAGCGACGGGCCUCGCAAAGUCUCACCAAUGGAAUCAGCGUUCCCAUUGAAAACUUGGCCGACCUCCAUCGCACUCAGACGGUGAGUCCAACCAUGUCGCCAACCUCGGGAGAGGCGGCACAAUAUGCCGUCCUCGACCAUGCCAUGACCGCUCCACCACAGCUCAAGUACAAUGGACAUGUAGAGGCGCCACGAUCUCCAGUCCUAGCAGCUGUGAGACCGUCGAGUCCGGUGAUGCAAAGCAAGAAGGAAAAGGUCAAGGAGGAAAAAGCCCGAAAGGAAGACGAAAAGGCGAGGAAGCAAGCGGAAAAGCAGGCCGAAAAGGAGAGGGUAGAGGCAGAAAAACAACGCCGCAAGGAUCUGUCGACCAAACUACAGGAGGCACACCGACGGCAGGAGGCCGAGCUCAAGGCCGCGUUGGACGCGAGCAAAGUCUCCAAGGCGGAAGAAGAUCAGCGUUUCGCUUUGGAAAGGGCCGAGACGCAUCAACCCAACGGGUCGAGCGGGUCAGGGCUGGACCGAUUCAAACGAUCGAAGAGCCUACGUUUUGGAUCGCUAACCAAGAAGAAAUCGAGCGAGGAACACAGCGGGAGCACGUCGGUGGAUGUCGACGGGCCUUCCCUCGGCAAAGACAAGGACGUGGAAUAUCCUAAGGACAAGGAAAAAGAAAAGAAAAGUCGAUUUAGCAUUCGGAAAAAGUCAUCGGGGAAAUUCCCCUGAAAACUUGUGGCAUCAUGGCACUCUAACUUCGCACGCCACUUGACGAGGCGAAUGCAUCACCAAUUACCAGCAUACAACCCAGCGAGCUUGAGCGAAAUGCCAUAUCGAAUUUUGACAUCGCCAACGCAUCAAUGGGAGGGUGGAGAGAGAGAGUCUCUCCAGCCACGUCCAUGUCGAGUUGACGAAUAGACAGCAUUCAUCAUGGCGGUUUUUUUUGAGACACAGUUGGAGACCAAGGCUGGACCUGUUUUCAAAAAUCACGUCAGGGCGGCGCGAAUUGAUUCGGCCAUGACAAGUAUAAUGGCUCAAUAAUGACUGGAUUAUUACGAUUCAGGCGUCUUUGGAGAGUGAGAGGAAAAUGUUGAUGGUAUUGGGUGUCUCAUGGGACAGCGUGACAGGAGGGACCAUGUUGUGGCUAGAAGACUAGGCUAAUGAUGGGGAUGAAUAGAGGGGAUUCAGUGCCCAUAUCAACUAAUGAAGAUUUAUCCAUCAUA
Exophiala mesophila is the source of this 3143-nucleotide messenger RNA. RefSeq lists its product as hypothetical. The record is from RefSeq and is a predicted model, not a curated record. Gene Ontology annotation, molecular function: cysteine-type endopeptidase activity; cysteine-type deubiquitinase activity. The transcript has 3 exons. Gene Ontology annotation, cellular component: nucleus; cytosol. The coding region runs from base 925 to 2649 and encodes 574 amino acids. Lineage: Eukaryota; Fungi; Ascomycota; Eurotiomycetes; Chaetothyriales; Herpotrichiellaceae. Gene Ontology annotation, biological process: protein deubiquitination.